Nicotiana tabacum (common tobacco) is the source of this 2982-nucleotide messenger RNA. Its product is annotated as NAC domain-containing protein 83-like. The record is from RefSeq and is a predicted model, not a curated record. Gene Ontology annotation, molecular function: DNA binding. Lineage: Eukaryota; Viridiplantae; Streptophyta; Magnoliopsida; Solanales; Solanaceae. Gene Ontology annotation, biological process: regulation of DNA-templated transcription.
UAUCUCUUCUCUAUUUGUUUACCCUCUUUAACUUUAUGUGUGCGAUUUCUUGUUGAUACUGCUUUGUUAAUUAAUUUUGUGAGUGCUCUGUUUGGUUGUUGAUUUCUGUCAUCCAAAACAUUUCGCCCAAAUAGAGUUAUUUUAAAGGAAUCUUCUAUUUAAGUUCCAUAUCUUCAUCCUUUCUCAUAUGUUCGUUUAAUGCUUGAAAUUAAUUUAUGAUAAUGGCCGAGUGAAAUGGGUUUAGGAUUUUAAAAUUUGCUCAAUAAAUUAAAAUAGAAAUUGAGUGUCAGUUUUAUUCUAUGACGUAAAAAUUGAAAGUUCUUAAAUCAUGUAAAACCGUCUAAAUUUUGGUAUUCUCAUAGAUUUAGUGUGUCCUUUAUAUUAGAGAAAUAUGGUGCUUACAUAUUUGUGCAUGAGUGAUUAGGAAGUUCGUAUAACAGGUUGUUUAAAAUCUUUUUUUUUCUCCUAAUUUUUCAAAACUUUAUUAAAUUGUUUGGUCAAUUUCUUGAUGUUUUGCUGGCUGUGUGGACUAGUUACGUCAUUUUGGCUUCAGUAGGUUUGCUAGUAUUACGCUAAUAUUCAUAUUAUAAGUGCAAAACUUUUCUAUCACUCUUUUACCUCUCUUUCUCGUCUUUUCUUUUGGUUCAUUUUUUUUGGAAGUCCUUGUUUGUUAGGACCAUUGAGUGAUGAUCUUUUAGAAGUAUAAUAUUCUUGAUUUGCUGGUAUUGGGGACAGGCCGAGCUCAUUAGUGAUUAAAUUGUUUACAUUCCUUAGGAAUUGAGCUUGGCCAAAUUCAUAAAAAUAAAAGGUCAAGAGAAUUUGAGCAUGAUUUAGAAGUUCCCUUUUAUUUAUUUAUUUAUUUUGUUAUAUUAUUCGCUAGUAGCAUGUUUAGGCCGAUCACACUUGGGUAGGCAAAUAUUAGGUCAUUUAUUUCAGUUUUUAUUUGAGGUGAGAGAUCGUUCCCUUUAGUUUAUACUUGGCAAAAUGCCUCGUGAAUUUUAUAUAUAUUUUUAUCCGGGGUAUGCCCUGUAGUGAAUGUAAUUGGAGGAUGUGACGGACAUCGUGGAGUGAGCAUAGUAUAGACUUUUGGUAUUUUCCUCAUAUUUUUUUUAUUUUGGUGGGGACGACCUCGAGUCUCUUAUGUGUUUAUUUUUCUUUCAUUUGUUUUGCCUCAAUUUGAGUAUUCUUUAAAGCCAACUGGAUCAAGUACGCAACCGUGACUUUCACGGGACUCGGGGAAUGCCUAACACCUUCUCCCCGAGUUAAAUGAACCCCCUUACUCGGAAUCUCUGGUGCAAACUGGUUUAGAGUCAAAUAUGUAUUUUAAGGGAAAAUUGCUUUUAAAUGAUGACUUGGCACACCGAGAUUAUAUGCCAAGUGACGACUCACCAUCUGAGCUAAAUAGAUAAUCCAAUAUAAGAGUAAUGCGACGUCUGCUACUCUAACGGAUUAAAAACUACUUUGAAAAUAUCAGUCCAAAAGAGUGUAAAAUAGGGAGGCAAACAAAACUCCAGACAUUUAAAUAAUCCAACAUAAAAGUGCAAAUUUUGCAGGGGAAGAAUAGGUUGAGGUUUGGUCUUAACAGCUACGGUUUUUCCGUUGACAACUAAGCUUAGUUUUAGCUGUUUUCGUUAUGUCUAACUGUAAAGACACAGCCUUUUUCUAUUUUUUCUGGCAAAAAAGUUUUAACCUUUCCGAAGAGAAACAAGGCAUGCACUUGUACAACCACCCACCCUCUCUUCUUUACCGUCUCACAAGUUCUAAUUUCUUUUUCCCUUUUUUUCUUUUUGUGGGGGUUGUUUUAAAAUUGGAAAGAGAUGCGUCAAAGCAAAGGAGAUUGCAGUCUAUUUUAAGCAAAUUAGCUCGUCCUUAUUCUAUUCCCUUGUCUUUUUAAUAAAAUUACAAAGUCCCACUCUGCCUUGUUCAACAUCCCCAUUAUUUUACUAUAAAGAAGCCACUUUCCCUCUCAAUAAUCCACUUUCCCUCUCAAUAAUCCACCCCCACUAGCUGCGUCUCUCUCUCUCUGUUCUUAUCGUUUUUAUUGUUCCCUCUUGUUCUUGCUCUUUGUCUGUGUUCCCUUUUUGUAUAACUUGCAAAGGACACACUUUGAGUUAAUUCUGUUAUGGGUAUGGAAAAGCUUCAUUUUGUGAAAAUUGGAGCGCUGAGAUUGCCCCCUGGAUUCAGGUUUCAUCCAACUGAUGAAGAACUUGUGUUUCAGUAUUUAAAGCGCAAGGUCUUCUCUUUCCCUUUGCCAGCCUCUAUCAUCCCUGACAUGGACGUUCACAAAUCUGAUCCUUGGGAUUUACCAGGUGAUUUGGAGCAAGAAAGGUACUUCUUUAGCACAAGGGAGGAGAAGCAUCCAAAGGGGAACAGGUCCAACAGAGCAACCAACUCAGGGUAUUGGAAGGCAACUGGACUUGACAAGCAAAUUGUGAGUUCCAGAGGCAAACAACAACAACUUGUUGGCAUGAAGAAAACUCUUGUCUUCUACAAAGGAAAGCCUCUCCAUGGUUGCAGAACUGAUUGGAUUAUGCACGAAUAUCGCCUCGCCAAUCUUGAACCCAAAAAGAUUCCUACCCAGGAAAAUUGGGUUCUCUGCCGAAUAUUCUUGAAGAGAGGAGGCAGUAAGAAUGAAGACGAGAACAUGACACAUAUGUUGAAUACAACUAGUUGUAGAGCAGGUGCAAAUAGUAAGCUAGUUUUUUACGAUUUUAUGAGGAGGGACUUGCAUAGGGUACCGUGUUCUUCAUCAGUGUCUGGCUCCAGUGGGAUCACUGAGCUGUCUACUAAUGAAUCAGAUGAGCAUGAAGAUAGUAGCAGCUGCAAUAGUUUUACCACUUUGAUUAGAAGAAAAUACAUGACAUUAGAUUAGACUUUUCUUUUUUCCCUUAGUACUAAUUCGAAAUAAUUAACCAGUUCAAAAGUAGUAGGUUGUUUUUGGCUCAAAUUUCGCCUUUCUUAGACAUUAUCUCACUAUAUAUA